Polyodon spathula (Mississippi paddlefish) is the source of this 4905-nucleotide messenger RNA. RefSeq names its product WD repeat-containing protein 53-like. Gene Ontology annotation, molecular function: protein binding. The record is from RefSeq and is a predicted model, not a curated record. The coding region runs from base 95 to 1180 and encodes 361 amino acids. The transcript has 3 exons. Lineage: Eukaryota; Metazoa; Chordata; Actinopteri; Acipenseriformes; Polyodontidae.
UUUCGGACGUCAUCAAUCUGCGCUGCCUGAAACCCUGCAAAAGCUUUAGAAACUUCAAGGAGAACAUGUGCUAACGACCAGUGAUCCUGGGAGCAUGGCGUGGAAGUGGUGCGAUGGGCACUCCUUGCCGGUGCUUUGUGUGGGUGCUGGCGCUGAUGGACUUUUGGCUUCAGGAGCAGAAAGUGGAGAGCUGACAGUGUGGAGUGAUGAAGGGACUCCCAUUGGCCAGCUAAAACUGGAGGGAGGUGAUGAUGUAACCUGCGCCAACUUCUCUCCAUCUUCCCCGAACAAAGUGUACGUCUCUCACGGGGAAGCAAUCAGCAUCUUGGAUGUCAGGGCUUUGAAGGAACCUGUGAACCUUUUCCGCGUCAGCGAGGAUGAGAUUAACUGCCUGUCUGUGAAUGAAACUGACAGCCUGCUUGCAGCUGCAGAUGACUCUGGGUCAAUAAAGAUUCUGGACCUAAGCAGUGGGAAGGUCGCCCGUUCACUGCGCAAACACACAAACAUUUGCUCAUCUGUGGCAUUCCGCCCCCAGCGACCUCAGUGUCUGGUUUCAUGUGGGCUGGAUAUGCAGGUGAUGCUCUGGAACCUGCAGAAAGCCCGUCCUCUCUGGGUUCUAAACCUCCAGGAGCUGGGUGAGGAGGAGGAGGAGCAGCAGCAGCAGAGUGCAGGCCAGCUUUUCAACCCUCCUCUCGCGCAUGCCAUAACCGUGGCGACCUGCGGCAACACCUUCGCCUGUGGUUCCGAAGACGGGAACAUCCACGUGUUCAAAGUGGCGGGAACAAGGUUUGAGAGACAGGUGGGGUUCAAGGCUCACAGCCAGGGGGUAUCGCAGGUCCACUUUGUCAACUUUCUGUCCCAUCCCCACUGGCUGGUGUCUGGAGGGAAUGAUGGGAAGGUCUUACUGUGGGAUGCCAGCGCAGGAAGCGCGACGGUGAGCAAAGGACAGGCCAAAGGAGGCCACAGGAGAAAGGCAAAGUCUGUAAAAGGCCAGAGUGCCAGCAAGGAAGGUGCUGACCACAACACAGAACUAGAAGUCAAAGCUUUUUCACCAAAGCUGAGUAUUAACCACGAGGAGAAAGUGAACUGGAUUUGUCCAGCACAGCUGAAGGGGGAGAGUUGGAUUAUAGUUGCAGAUCAAAGUAGCUCGUUGUCUGUUUAUCCUAUAACAGGCCUGUAGGAUCGAAACAUUUCUCCCCAUUGCUCCUUCAACAUGAACCUUGAUGUGCUAUAGGGCCUCAUAUGGUCUGCUAAACAACGUUGAUGGACAAAAACUAGUUAAAGUAGUCCCAUAAACCUUAUAUUUUCAUGAUAUAAAUGUAAGCAAGUCAAAAACCAUUUGGAAAUCAGCUCAGUGAAUUUCGUAGUGGACUAGAUGUGUGAAACAAGUAUUUUGAUAUUCUGAUAAUUAAUUGAAGUAAUUUUGAAGCCAAAAUGAGUUUGAGUUUAACAGCGGGGACAUUUUCAGUGUUUUAUUGUGUAUUGCAAUCCCAUAAUUGAAAUAAACACAAUUGCAUUGCUUUUUACAAUCUGUGGUAAAAGUACAGUAUUUUUUUUCCUGUUGGUGGAACUUUAAUGCAUGCGUCCCUUUCAGUACUGUAACUGUUGAUGUAGAAUGAGUUGCAUUGUAUUUUGUUUUGCUUUUUUUCAAAGUUUUUGUAAAACAAUGUACUGAGAGCUUGUUUGUGUAACACUUGCACUUGAACAAGUGCAUACUGUGGAUAUGGGCAGUGGUGAUCUACAGUAUGUUUGAAGUUACAGCUGUGGCGAGAUAUGUAUCUCACUGAUGCUUGUUUCUAUGGCACUGGGGAAAAUGUCUGCUAGUCAAAUGGUUAAGCAUAACAAGUUUGGACUGAUAAAGUGGGGCUAGUGUUUGAACACACUGCAGUCACAUAGCCCAGGUCUGCAACUGAAAUGCAGGAAUUAUUUUUCUGCACCAACACUUAGAGCUGUCAGCCCAGGGUCAAGGUCAGCCUCAGUGAUUUAUAUCAAGCAGGGUUCAUGUCGGGGCUUGACAACCUUGAAAAAGUUCAGGAUUUUUGUAAAAUAACCUCACCACUGCAACCUACUUACCGAUUUGGAGGACUAAAGAUCAACAGGAACCUUUCUUUAACCACUGUCUCUUCUCCUGGUGCAGCCUGGGAAGUCUCGGCCUGGUCUUAUCGUGUGUCUGACCAGUAGGGGUUACUGAAAAAAUCAACAAAAGUUCCUGAUGAAAAGCCUUUGUGAUAUUGCUUUCUGUCGCCGUUCAUCUGCUUUUAUGCCACAUAUAACAAUGACAGGGUUAGCAAUGGUGUUUUCAACUCUAUGUGGUUGUAGCUUGGGACACUAAAUAGCUAAGCAAGCUGGUCAAAUAGGGUUGGGAUUUCACCCUCUGCAAAUAUGGAUUCGUAAUUGCUGUAAAAUGUGUGAAUUAAGAUGUCACCUCAUUGUGACUCCAAAUACUUCCCAAUAAUGACAUGCCUUUGUCACACAACUGAUACUUUUAUGUCUGCUGAAGGCUCUAGACUUCCAUGCGUACUGCAAUAACAUUGUUUGUGAAUAGUGCCGAGAAAGAUUAUCUCAUCAUUCAAGAUCAUGGUUCCACUUGUGCCAACAUUUCAUUGUAGUGAGCUUUAGCUAAAAAUAUAAGAAGCUCCCACAGCAAAAUGUUUGAAUUUAUUGGAGUUUUACAACAAAAAGAACAGUACACCUUAAAUAAGACAUUAGACGCUGCAAGAAUAUAAUAGGAAUUUCUGUUUUAACAGUGUAAGUCAUGAAAUUAUUCUCAGUUCAGUGCUGUUGUUUGUCUGGUGUUGAGUUUUGACAAAUUGCUUGACCUAUAUUUCAGAAUAGGUCUACAAUUUUUUUUUUUUUAAUUGUUAGAAAAUUAUUAUAAUGUUAUGGUCAUGCGUAACAAAAUAAGUGUCAAACUGUUAACACCAGCUUGCUUGGAGAAGGUCUUAAGUGUCCCCGUUUGUAGUCAUUGAAGUGCUGGAUUUUCAUGACCUGUGUUCACAUCUCCUGUACUAACUGCAGCCCAAAGGCAUGCUAUGAGGAGUUCAGAGUCAGUUUUGUGUGAUACAGGAACAAUGUUGAAUGUGUAUGUUUAGCAAAGUUUUCAACAGUGUUUUUGUUUUUCUGUGGGGUAAAAAGAACAAACAAUAAUUGGAUAUUCUCAACUGUACUGUACACUAAUAAAUAAUAAAGGAACUCUCAAAAUGGUCUGGAGAUGAAGUCCUGCACUCUGGGUAGUACAGUCAUAGCAGUGAAUGGCAUGGCUCAGCAUGGUAUUCUGGAUUGAGAUCAUAAUACCUUGUGUGCAGCAGGGUUCCAGUGAAAGUACAUGGCCCUGGCAAAUAUUGUGCAUGGACUAAAAAGCUUACGUGAAAUAAGAUAAUAAAUUGUUAAACCAGAAAUGUAAAAUAGCUGAUUCUAAUAUCUAAAAAAAUAAAUAGGAAGGGUGAUGCUCAGGAAACAUUCUCAUGCCAUACAUUUUGGAAUUAAUUCAUCAUCAUUACAACUGGGUAAACACACACUUGUCUCUUUUUUUAUUGUUCAUUCAGAUGAUGCAACUGAUCACACUUUUUUUUUUUCACUGGAUUUUGAUUAAUGACCAUUUAAGAGGGGGAGUUUUGUCCUUACUCUAGCUACUUCCAACUGGAACACUCACAUGCAAGGCAUUAUGGGCAACUGCAAGAAGUUGGUUGUUCUUGUGCUGAUGCCUUUCAGCAGAUGUAACUGUAUGUGCUUCAUGAUUGCUGUUGUCACUAUCUGACCCAGAAUAGAGAAAUUGGCUGUUUGAAAAUGUAUCUAUAAUAAGAUUAAAUGAUCUGCCCUAUAAAGACGUUAAAACUAAAUAUGUUUUUACAGUAUGUGCAGGACAAUUUUGAGUUUCCAAUACUACUUCAGGGAUCCAGCCAUUCCAAGUGUAACUUGAUCCUCCUUACAGGCUAGAUCUUGAUCCAUCAACCUGUCCAGAACCGAAUACAAAGAAAGGAUUGCAGGACUAUUGCACUUACAGUAAACCUACUGAAGCACCCUGGUAAAUGAACUGUUAUUGACAUGUUACCUGUCCUUUAUACUUUUGACUGUGACUGUCACUUGGCCUGGAACCUCUGCUAGUAUUAGAUUUGAUAGUAUUCAUAACAAGUGAAUACCAAUUAAUAUUCGGACUACAAAAACUGUAUGUUUUUAUUUUUAACUACAACGGACCCCAGUGUACAUGUCGGACUGUAAGCAGUUAUUCUCUGCAUGGUGAGUAUCUUGCUGGUGGUAAAGUGAGCUAGAUUGUAAUGCAUUUUUGGACAUUUGGUUGGUUGGGUGCCUUGGUAGAUGGCAGACAGCUAGGGUAUAAAGAGUGGAAAUAGCAUUGGUUUUGUAUUAGCGUGCUGUAUCACCAGUGGACUCAUUACUAAGCCUUGGUUAUUACCUCCAGGUUUGUACCAUGAAAUCACAUCUCCAUACACUAACUUGGACAAGGAAGCAAAACUUAUGCAAACAAUGCUAUCUUUUGCUCCAAAAUCUGGCAUUGGCACUGGAAAAUUAAGUUUUGUGUUGAAAUCUCUGAAAGCCACAGUCAGUUGAGUAAUUCUAUUUUACCUUACUGUGUAAUGUUUAUUGUCAAUAGAAAAUGUUUAAUUAAAAAAAAAAAAAAAAAAAGGUCACUUAUGAAAUCUUGGGAUUUUUUUCAUAACAGAGCUCUUUUGUGCAGACCCCCCCCCCCCCUGUCUCGUGGGGGGCUUUGACAGGUACUUUCCCUAGGGUAUGCUUCUGGGAAGGAAAGGGCCUGGCAGCUCUCUGUGCAAAUCAGAAAAUAUUUCAAAAGGUCACAGGGUUUUUCUCCUUGUCUAGUACAGACUGUCUCUUUCUUAACCAAAGUAAAAACAUAAAUAUACAGACUCCCGUCAUCUUUAACAGACUUUG